AUGCCUAACGAAGAACUCAAUACCGACAAAGUUUAUGAUGCCACAACACAACAGGCUUUCCAAUUAGCAAUUAAAUUCUAUGAAGCUGAUCAAAAAUUAAAUAAAGAUGAUCGUGAACAAUUGCAAAAAGUGUAUACAAAAGUUACAUAUUCAACAUUAGUUGGUGGAUGGGGUGCUUUCUUUGCCAUGGCUUCAUUGCCUUUCAUUAGGCAGAAAAGAUUGACUGGAUCUAGAAAAGGUACAAGUAUGGGUACUGCUGUCUUACUGGGGAUUUCGGGUAUGAUAUUCAGUGGUCCAAUUACAAGUUCAACAGUUUAUAAUUGGCAAUUAUCUGGAUUACAAGAGACAAAUCCAAGAUGUUAUGAAGUUGCAAAAAUUUUAAAACCAAGUGAAUCUGUUAAAUGGAUGUUAUAUUAUCAAAUGUCUAAAGAUAAUCCAAAUACUAUAAUGAAAGAUCCAAGAUCUAAAGAAGCUGAAGAACUUAGAAAUAAAUCACCAUUACAAAAUAGAGAUGUCAUGGGUUUACAUACAGGUCCAAGAGCUGAAAUUGCUAAAAAUGAGAGAUUGAAAAAAGAACAAGCCAAGAAUCCACAACCUACUACACCACAAACUGAAUUUAGUGAAGAUCCAUUUGGUGAAGAAAAACAAUCUGAAUCAGUUGCAACUUCAUCAUGGGAUAGAAUUAGAUCACAAAAUGGUAUUUCAUCCGGGUAUCAAUCAUCAGGUCAACCUGGAUCCUCAUGGAAUAGAGUAAGACAAGAUUCAACUACCCAAACUCAAGCAAAUCCAUUUACUACAAAUGUUUAUAAACCAAAUCAGGAUGAUGGAGAUCAAAUUGAAGAGAAACAAGAUGAAUUUGAUCAAUUAUUAGAAAAAGAGAGACAUUUCGGUGAAGAUGAGACUAGUAAGGAAAAAACAUGGUGA
Molecule: messenger RNA, 924 nt
Organism: Hansenula ciferrii
Lineage: Eukaryota; Fungi; Ascomycota; Saccharomycetes; Phaffomycetales; Wickerhamomycetaceae
Gene: RCI37
Product: Rci37p
Exons: 1
Coding region: 1-924 (307 amino acids)
Source: RefSeq, a predicted model, not a curated record